Molecule: messenger RNA, 2210 nt
Organism: Tarenaya hassleriana
Lineage: Eukaryota; Viridiplantae; Streptophyta; Magnoliopsida; Brassicales; Cleomaceae
Product: ankyrin repeat-containing protein ITN1
Exons: 4
Coding region: 281-2062 (593 amino acids)
Cellular component (GO): plasma membrane
Molecular function (GO): protein phosphatase regulator activity; protein phosphatase 1 binding
Source: RefSeq, a predicted model, not a curated record
UUAUCAUGAAACCUCACAAUUUAAUGGUCUCGGGGGCUAUGCGGACAAUGUAAAUAUUGAGGUUUAAUUUAGUAAAUAAAAUAAAGUAAAGGACCUUUUUGCAAACUUUCGUUAAAAAUAAUUACUUUUUUUUUGUUUUCCCUCGUUCACGUGGGUCUUCCCCUCGAGUCGUCUUCCCUUUUGCUACCUUCUCCUCACUUUCCCAUUUCUCCCUUUUCUGGUCUCUCUCUCUGCAAUUAUCAGACCGCAAGCUCAUCUCACUCAGCUUCGAGCUUCGAUCAUGGCGUCACCCAUCGAAGACGUUGAAUCUGUAGGAGGAGAAAGAGAUUUAGAGAAGGGAACGAUGAAUUCACGGUCGAAUCAGAACCAAAACCCUAUUAUGGAUCCAUCACCUACGCCUUCCCCAUCGGCCACUGCAACUGCCCCGGCAUUGGUCUUGUCCAAUUCAGGCAAGAGAAUGGACCAGGCAGGGAGAAAGAAGUACGUGAAACAAGUCACCGGUCGCCACAACGAUACCGAGCUCCACUUGGCAGCUCAACGAGGGGAUCUGGCCGCGGUCCAGCAGAUUCUGACGGACAUCAACUCGCAGAUGGAAGGGACUUUGAGCGGGGAGGAUUUUGAUGCUGAGGUGGCCGAGAUCCGGGCAGCGAUCGUGAACGAGGUGAAUGAGUUGGGAGAGACUGCCCUUUUCGCGGCCGCAGACAAAGGGGAUCUCGAUAUCGUUAAGGAGUUGUUGAAGUAUUCGAACAGGGAGAGCAUUUCGAAGAAGAACCGUUCUGGAUUCGAUCCUUUGCAUAUAGCUGCCAUUAAAGGGCAUCAUGCUAUUGUUCAGGUCCUGUUAGAUCAUGAUCCGACACUUAGCCACACGUUCGGGCCCUCAAAUGCGACUCCUCUCGUAUCCGCAGCAAUGAGAGGCCAUACAGCCGUUGUCAACGAACUCUUAUCGAAAGCUGGGAAUUUGCUCGAGAUUUCUCGGUCUAACGGUAAAAACGCCUUGCAUUUUGCGGCGAGGCAAGGGCAUGUGGAGGUCGUAAAAGCCCUUCUCGCCAAGGAUCCACAGUUGGCACGGAGGAUUGACAAGAAAGGACAGACCGCCCUUCAUAUGGCGGUAAAAGGACAGAGUGCCGAAGUGGUGAAACUGCUUCUCGAGGCCGAUCCCGCCAUCGUUAUGCUUCCCGACAAGUCUUGUAACACCGCAUUGCAUGUCGCUACGAGGAAAAAGCGAGCAGAGAUUGUAGAACUGUUGUUGUCAUUGCCCGAUACCAACGCGAACGCCCUAACCCGGGAUCGGAAAACCGCGCUGGACAUAGCGGAGGGGCUUCCGCUUUCGGAAGAAUCAUCGUACAUAAAAGAAUGCCUGGUUAGCCGCGGGGCCCUCCGGGCGAACGAGCUGAAUCAACCGAAAGACGAGCUGAGAAGCACGGUGAGCCAGAUCAAGAACGACGUCCACAUCCAGCUGGAGCAGACGAAGAGGACGAACAAAAACGUACACAACAUCUCGAAGGAGCUGAGGAAACUCCACAGGGAAGGCAUCAACAACGCGACGAACUCGGUCACGGUCGUGGCCGUGCUCUUCGCCACGGUGGCAUUCGCGGCCAUUUUCACGGUCCCGGGAGGAGACAACAACGACGGGAGGGCGGUGGUGGUGAGCCGGACAUCGUUCAAGAUCUUCUUCAUCUUCAACGCGAUCGCGCUUUUCACGUCUCUCGCGGUCGUCGUGGUCCAGAUCACGCUGGUGAGAGGAGAGACGAAGGCGGAGAGGAGGGUGGUGGAGGUGAUAAACAAGCUGAUGUGGCUGGCGUCGAUGUGCACGUCGGUGGCGUUUCUGGCGUCGUCGUACAUAGUGGUGGGGAGGAGGCACAGGUGGGCGGCGGAGCUGGUGACGGUGGUGGGGGGAGUGAUAAUGGCGGGGGUCCUGGGGACGAUGACCUACUACGUGGUGAAGUCGAAGAGGACGAGGUCGAUGAGGAAGAGAGUGAAGAGCGCCAGGAGGAGCAGCUCCAAUUCUUUUCACCAUUCCGAUUUCUCCAACUCGGAGGUCGACCCCAUUUUCGCACUCUGACCAAUUGCCUUUUCACUCUUCCUUCCCUCCUGUACAUACAUCUCUCUCUAUCUAUAUAUAUAUAUAUAUAUAUGGCGACAGAGACGAGAAUGUGUACGGUCAUCUUCAUUGGAAUUACAAGGAUGAUGAUGACUCCUUUCUUUCUCUU